Molecule: messenger RNA, 351 nt
Organism: Rangifer tarandus platyrhynchus (Svalbard reindeer)
Lineage: Eukaryota; Metazoa; Chordata; Mammalia; Artiodactyla; Cervidae
Source: the annotation of a GenBank genome assembly
AUGGAGGAGUACCAUCGCCCCUGCGACGAGGUUGGCUUCAAUGCUGAUGAAGCCCACAAUAUCGUUAAAGAGUGUAUAGAUGGGGUCUUGGGAGGUGAAGACUAUAAUCAGAACAAUAUCAACCAAUGGACUGCAAGCAUAGUGGAACAAUCCUUAGCACAUCUGGUUAAGUUGGGAAAAGCUUAUAAGUAUAUUGUGACCUGUGCAGUGGUCCAGAGGAGUCCAUAUGGCUUUCACACAGCCAGCUCAUGUUUUUGGGACACCACAUCUGAUGGAACCUGCACUGUAAGAUGGGAGAACCGAACCAUGAAUUGUAUCGUCAACGUUUUUGCCAUUGCUAUUGUCCUGUAG